Messenger RNA from Hemibagrus wyckioides, 1027 nucleotides. RefSeq names its product family with sequence similarity 210 member Aa (gene mims1a). The coding region runs from base 187 to 876 and encodes 229 amino acids. Lineage: Eukaryota; Metazoa; Chordata; Actinopteri; Siluriformes; Bagridae. Gene Ontology annotation, cellular component: mitochondrion. The record is from RefSeq and is a predicted model, not a curated record. The transcript has 4 exons.
GGCACUUCAUUUCCCAGAAUGCUUUGCACGAGUCCCGGCUGCUGCGUCGUUGUGUGUGAAUGACAGAAGGGGACACGGCUAAUGGCUAAAAAACUGGAAAUUGUUUUUAGUGGAAAUAAAGUUCAGAUAUAAAAUGCAGAAGCCGACAACACAUGUAGAGGCGUGGGUGUUGAUAAGCGCAGAGUGAUGAUGCGUUUCCUGUGUGCUGCUGAGCUCCGGCGCUUCAUCCAGCUCUCUCGGGUGUGGUCACAGUCGUCCUGCGAGUCCCUGGUUCUCUCUCGGAUGCGGCUGGGGUCAGGAUGCCGCCGGAUCUGCACCUCGUCCUCAUCCUGGGCUCCUGGGAGAACUCCACCCGGAGACGGUCAGCUCAGGCAGGACGAGUCGCCAGACACCGAUCCUCUUCAGGAUCAGUCCAUGGGCCUGGCUCAGAGAUUCAAGAGAACCUUUAAGCAGUACGGGAAAGUGAUGAUCCCCGUGCACCUGCUCACCUCCUGCAUGUGGUUCGGAGGGUUUUACUACGCCGCCAUGAAAGGAGUCAAUCUGCUGCCCUUCCUGGAGCACCUGGGACUUCCUGAGAAACUCAUCAAACUCCUGGAGAAUUCUCAGAGCGGCAAUGCGCUGACCGCCUACGCCAUGUACAAGAUCGCCACUCCGGCGCGCUACACGCUGACGUUAGGUGGGACGUCUCUCUCGGUGAAGUACCUGCGUAAACACGGCUACAUGUCGACUCCGCCCCCGGUGAAGGAGUACCUGCAAGAGAAGAUGGAAGAGACGAAGGAGCGAUUCUCCGAGAGGAUCGAGGAAACCAAGGACAAGUUCAACGAAAAACUCCAGGAGACCAAAGACAAAGUGGGCUUCCGGAAGAAACCCGAAUAAAGACGGACAUCAUCGGCGUGUAAAUAAUGAGCUAUCAGUAUAAAGUAAUAAAGGCUAAUCAUGUCAGUUCACUUCCUGUUUCAGUUCACUUCCUCUUCACUUCCAGCAUCACUUCCUGUUUACUCACUCAUUAAAAAAAAUAAAAGCGACA